Molecule: messenger RNA, 3270 nt
Organism: Branchiostoma floridae (Florida lancelet)
Lineage: Eukaryota; Metazoa; Chordata; Leptocardii; Amphioxiformes; Branchiostomatidae
Product: actin-binding protein IPP-like
Exons: 8
Coding region: 1-1770 (589 amino acids)
Molecular function (GO): protein binding
Source: RefSeq, a predicted model, not a curated record
AUGGCGGAGGCAAGCGGAGGAAGAGGCGUCACCGUCGAAGAAACACUACAUUUUCACGCCGACUGGCAUUCUAAAAACGUCCUGAGCCUGCUAAACAAGUUGAGAGGACAGCGGGAGUUCUGCGACGUGGAAUUCAGCGUGGGUAGUUCGCUGUUCCCCGUGCACCGUGCCGUAGUGGCUGCCUGUUCGCCGUACUUCGCGGCGAUGCUGGGCGGGGGGAUGAGCGAGGCGCACCGAGGACAGGUGGAACUGCACGCCGUGGAGCCGGACACGUUCAACAUGCUGCUGGACUUUAUGUACACAGGUUCUAUUGAUGUGAAUGUUGGCAAUGUACAAGAACUCCUGGCAGCAGCCGACAUGUUUCAGCUGCCAGAUGUCAUCAGUGCUUGUACUAGCUUCCUCCGCUCACAGCUCCAUCCAUCCAAUGCCAUAGGGAUCUACAUGUACGCAGAGACACAUGCCUGUCAGGACCUCUGCUCUGCCAGCCUGGCCUAUAUCCAGUCCCACUUCACUCAGGUCACACGAGAGGAGGAGUUCUUCAAUGUCUCCAAGGAGCUCCUCUCCGAGUUUCUGUCCAGCGAGGAUCUGCAUGUGGAGAACGAGUAUCAGGUCUUCACCAGCGCCAUGUCCUGGAUAAUGUUCGACGUCACAAAGCGGCGACGCUUCGUUUACGAGAUCUUGUCUCCCGUACGGUUCCCCUUGAUUUCUCCUCAGUGUCUCGCCAAAUACCUGAAGCACGUCUUGACGGACUUGAGUCUCCAGAUUGUCUUGCAGAAGUUGUUCGAAGACUACAACAUCAUCUGUAAACCCGGCAGACCCCUGCAAAGGCCUGUGAAAAACUUUGGGUUCGUCAAGCCUCGUCGGAACGCUCGCAAGUUUCUCUACGUUGCGGGAGGGUACACAAGACUUCCGGGGGAACGAUGGAGCGACAGUCACACAAUCAACAUGGCGGAAUGUUACGAUUCGUUCAGCCAACGUUGGAGCUUCCUACCACCAUUGAACUACUGCCGUAGCGGACACGGGAUUGCCGUGCUACACGGGAAAGUAUAUGCGGUCGGCGGAGAAAGUGACUCACUGAUCUACGACAAUGUGGAGUGUUACGAUCCGGCGGUGAACCGUUGGACGAUCCUGCCGUCCGUUAUGACCGUACCAAGGUGCGGACUCGGUGUCUGUGUUCUGCAGGACGCGAUCUACGCGAUCGGCGGCUGGGUCGGGUCGGAGAUCGGGAACACGAUCGAGAGAUAUGAUCCCGAGGUCAAGAAGUGGGAGGUCGUAGGGAGAGUGGAGACACUGAGGUUCUGCAUGGGGGUUACAGAGAUGGAUGGCUUCCUGUACGUUGUUGGCGGCAUGAGUGACCUGGGGUCAGAGCUCAGGAGCGCCGAGUUCUACGACCCCGUAACGCACGACUGGACGCGACUGCCUGACAUGAAAGAGCGUCGCGCUUACGUGGGGGUGGGGACGCUAGGGGGGUGUCUGUACGCCGUGGGGGGGUGGAACGAUCAGAAGGAGGCUCUCAGGACUGUGGAGAGGUACUCACCAGUGGAGGACAAGUGGCGGGAGGUUGCCCCCCUGUCCACAGCGCGAGCGGGAGCCUCCGUAGCUGCCAUCAACAACAUGCUGUAUGUGCUGGGGGGACGGUCCUCUACCAGAGGCUUUGCUGCACCCGUCACGCUGAACACCGUCGAGUGCUACGAUCCGGAUACAGACACCUGGCUGCAGCUGGGUACCAUGGCAACCAGCAGGUGUGAGGCAGCUGCAGCUGUCACCUGAGCACACCUGGUCACCAUGGCAACAGGCAGGUGUGAGGCAAACACCUGCAUUAUGUUCAUUUCUUCAUGUUGUAUAUGUGCAAAUUGUAUAUACUGUGAAGUAUGAGGAUUUGAAAAUAAUGGGAACAUUUUAUCAAAUGUAAGCACUUCUCCUUUGGUCCCACCAACACAGUAGCAAAGAACAGUGUGUGACGAGCAUCACCUGAGCAUACCUGGUUACCAUGGCAACAGGCAGGUGUGACACUGCUGCCAGCUGCAAUACCCUUAUUGUAUAUGUGCAAUGUAAAAUCAUGAACAAUGGUUACUUAGUGAUAAGAGAAAUUCCUUUGAAUGUAAGAUUUUCAGUCACACACAGAUCACUAUCUGUUUAAAUAUUUGUUCUUUCUAGCCUCAACAGGCUCCACGUGUCACUGGGAAAUAGUAGAAAUUUGUCUAACAGACACACACCAGAGGUAGCUAACCGAGAAACUACAGAUAGCAACAACUGUAGUUUCGGGCUGGCUAACUCCUUUUGUGUGUUAUCUAUUUCACCAAUAAGCCUAGUAGAGGCUAUGUUCUUCCCUGUAGCACAAGGGUUAGUUGUUGUUUGGAUGGCUAGAUGUAUAAUGUCAAACCUUCUGCUGCUUGUGUCCUGCAGAUUAACAUUGUGAAUGUCUUGCUGAAUAUGUCCUUAAUUUUAAAAAAAAAACAGUCUAUGAGAUACUCUGGAGUACAAGAUAUUCAUGUUUAAUGAGAAUUUCUUGAUUGUACAAGGCCCAGCUUUCCAUGACCACUUCAACAUGCCAUGCUGCCAGCUCAGAGUGCAAUAAACUAUUUUUGUAGAAUAAAAGUGGUCCCCUUGACUGUUAUUAUCAUUAUUACAUAGCACCAUAAGUAAAAUCUAAGAAGACAGGAAUGGAAGACUUUACAUGAUUUCCUAAUCUCCAAGAAGAUGUAGAAUGGAAAAAUUGUAAUGUUUAUGAAACUUUCAGUUCCAUGGAGCAAAGGAACUUUCAUUUCACAGAAUCGUGAUCUUGAGAAACAUCAACAAUUCAAUAUCUUUCUUCAUCUGCUUGGAGCUUAGUGUUUUCCUACAUACAUAUACAUGUACCUAUCCACAGUAUAUUUAGGCUGCCAAAGAAUGAUUCCAGUCUUAGGAAUAUGAGUGCAUAAAAAUAGGAUACAUGCUUUAACUAUGAUAUACUGUAAAUGCAGAAAUGUUCGCGGUGGAUUUGUUCGCAUUUCAUCGCGAAUUUAAAACCACCGCGAACAUUUUUCCAGGGUAUUAAGAUACUACAGUCCCGCGAACUUAAAUCCAUUUACAGUAUCAGCAUCAGCAUGUAAAUAAGUUGCAUGGACAUUACAUAAACACUCUACAAAUUGUAAGUACAUUUACUUCAUCAACCAAAGGCAACAAUCAAUGGCUUACACCUCCACAAACGAUAAAAAUACAAUGUCAUUAUCACACCACAAAUUUACGUCUAACAUAAUAUGACUAGGAGAAAAACUGAUACAUUACAAU